AUGUAUGUACAUAUGAAUACGAUUACGGCAAAAGUAUUCUUCCUUAUUGGCGCUGUAACCUCCGAAGCGAUAUUGUCCGAGUCCAAUUUAAGUCCUUCUCCGGUGACAGGAGUUUUCGUUUGGUUAGAUUCGGCAUACGCCUCUAUCGAGGAAAUUCGCGCACUUGCUGCUCGCUUGUGUCGCGAUUACUUGACUGGCCGGUGGAAAACGAUCAACCAGGCUGAUAUCGUUGUCAAAAAAAUUAACGGCGGUUUGUCAAACUUCCUGUAUUACGUAAGUCUACCGUCGAGUGACAAUAACUUCCAGUUUAUCCAAGAUCAUUCCAGCGUAAAUUUAAAUGGAGAGGAUUAUAUUAAAUUAAAUGGUGAUAAUACUGAUAAUGACAGUCUCAAUAACAAUAACAAUAAUAAUGAUGAGAAAGUGUCAUUAGCGACAAGAAAAUCGACCAGUGAACCAAAUGAGGUAUUGCUUCGCAUUUACGGCGAAGUGCAUGGCGCGGAGGACGAUGCUUUGGGUGCCAUUAUAACAGAAUCAGUGGUAUUCGCUCUCUUGAGCGAGCGCAAUUUCGGACCCAAAUUAUAUGGAAUUUUCCCUGGUGGACGCCUGGAGCAAUAUAUAAAUGCGCGCGCGCUGCUCACGCGAGAAUUGGCAGUACCGAAAAUCUCAAAGAAAAUUGCCGAAAAAAUGGCCGAAAUACACAGCUUAGAUAUACCAAUGUCAAAAGAGCCAGAAUGGUUAUGGAAUUGCAUUGAACGAUGGCUUAAAACAUUGAAUACAAUUUUGGCGCGAACGGAUUGGGGCGACAAAGCGCCGCUUGUGAACAUAGUACGCAAAUUCGACUUCCGCAAAGAAAAGACAUGGCUACGUUCGGUCAUCAAUCAGGGCCUGUAUAAAGUAGUUUUCUGCCACAAUGAUAUGCAAGAGGGCAAUAUACUCUAUGCGAACUCAAGCGGCGAUAAAGCAAAUGGAACGAGCAAUGGCACGCAUGCUGCUGAGGACAAUACAAAUAACAGUGCAAGUAUUUUGACUUGCAACAAUACUAUUGAACCAGAUUUACGAAUCAUAGACUUUGAAUACUGCGCCUAUAAUUAUCGCGGUUUCGAUUUGGCAAAUCAUUUUAUAGAAUGGACUUUCGACUACAGUAACCCCGAUGCACCCUUCUAUUAUCACCGCAAGCAAAACUAUCCAACGAAGGCACAACGUAAACGCUUCUAUGCCGCCUACUUGCGAAAGUACAAUGAAAAUGUGCACGAUUAUGAACCCACGCAGGCCGAGUUGGAGGGCAUGGAUGCCGAAGUGCGGCUAUUCUCGAUGUUUUCGCAUCUCUUUUGGAGCGUUUGGAGUAUUGUGAUGACACUAGCGACCAUUGAGUUUGGCUACUGGGAAUAUGGCGUGGCACGCAUACGUGAAUAUCAAUUACUAAAGCGCACAUAUGAGGGUGAUAAUGUUGAGGAGGACGAUUCGUGAUAACCCCGUAUUGAGUCAAAUUUUGAAGCAAUGCGGCAAUGUUGUGAUUAACUGCACGUAUGUA
Messenger RNA from Rhagoletis zephyria (snowberry fruit fly), 1531 nucleotides. Its product is annotated as choline/ethanolamine kinase-like. NCBI's taxonomy places the organism in Eukaryota, Metazoa, Arthropoda, Insecta, Diptera, Tephritidae. Gene Ontology annotation, molecular function: ethanolamine kinase activity; choline kinase activity. Gene Ontology annotation, biological process: phosphatidylethanolamine biosynthetic process; CDP-choline pathway. Gene Ontology annotation, cellular component: cytoplasm. The record is from RefSeq and is a predicted model, not a curated record.